This is a messenger RNA of Dipodomys ordii (Ord's kangaroo rat), 711 nucleotides long. RefSeq names its product signal-induced proliferation-associated 1-like protein 3. The annotation marks the transcript as partial. Lineage: Eukaryota; Metazoa; Chordata; Mammalia; Rodentia; Heteromyidae. The transcript has a single exon. The record is from RefSeq and is a predicted model, not a curated record.
AUGACCACCUAUCGGCCCCUUCCCAAUGAUGGUGUGGACCUGGCAGCCACCUGUGGGGCCAGGGGCGCUGAUGUCCUCCCGGGGCCGCACACGGGAGACUACACUCCCAUGGGCUUCUGGGCACAGAAUGGCAGCAUGUCCCAGCCUCUCGGGGAGAGCUCAGCCGCCACCACUCGCCCCAGCCCCACCACUCCCGCCAUGCCCAAGAUGGGCGUCCGAGCACGAGUGGCCGACUGGCCACCCAAGCGAGAGGCCUUGAGAGAGCUGAACAAUCCCAGCCCCUCGCAGGACGCAGAUGGUGCCAAGGCUACCACCAAGGUGACCCAUUCAUUGAGGAGCCUGCAGAAUGGACCGGCCAGCACCACCAGCGCCCCAGUGGCCUCAGGGUCCAGAGCCUUCCACCGACUGUCCCGGCGAAGGUCCAAAGACGUGGAGUUCCAGGACGGGUGGCCCAGGUCCCCGGGCCGGGCCUUUCUGCCCCUGCGACACCGCAGCAGCAGCGAGAUCACCCUGAGCGAGUGCGAUGCGGCGGCUGAGGACCCCGGGGCGGAGGCGCGGGGUGCACGGCUGGCGGGGGCGCUGCCCCUCUUCCGGGAGUACGGCAGCACAUCCUCCAUCGACGUGCAGGCCGUGCCCGAGCAGAGCUUCUUCGACAUCCUCAACGAGUUCCGCAGCGAGCAGCCUGACGCGGUGGCGGCCGCGGCGGCAACG